Molecule: messenger RNA, 342 nt
Organism: Neoarthrinium moseri
Lineage: Eukaryota; Fungi; Ascomycota; Sordariomycetes; Amphisphaeriales; Apiosporaceae
Exons: 2
Coding region: 1-342 (113 amino acids)
Biological process (GO): GPI anchor biosynthetic process
Cellular component (GO): dolichol-phosphate-mannose synthase complex; endoplasmic reticulum membrane
Molecular function (GO): enzyme regulator activity
Source: RefSeq, a predicted model, not a curated record
AUGGGCCCUUCUGUUUCGCUCUCUGUCUCUCCAGACCUGAAGCGCUGGCUAACCACCCGCCGUGCCUCGCAGCUCGACAAACUCGUCGGCCUCGCCAUGCUUGUGGCCGCCUCCGUCGUCUUCCUCUACUACAGCAUCUGGACGCUGGCCAUGCCUUUUGUCGAUGCCGACCACCCUCUGCACAGCAUCUUCCCGCCGCGCGUCUGGGCCAUCCGCAUACCCGUCAUCCUGAUCCUGCUGGGCUCGGCCGUCGUCGGCUCCUUCCUCAGCGUCGUCAUGAUCCGCAGCAACCGCAAGAAGGCGGCCAAGGCCAAGGCCGCCGCCGCGAAGAAGAAGGCCUAA